AUGAUAAAAUUUAAAGGAAAACUGGGAAUAAAACAAUACAUGAAGAGCAAACCUUGCCCUUGGGGUAUAAAAAACUUUUUAUUAUGUUCUUCGAAAGGAAUGAUCUAUGCCAUGGUAUGCUUUUAUACCAAGGAAAAUCAACUGAAAUUGACCCAAAUUUUCUUAAAAAGUGAUAAAGACCUAACUAAAUUAGGAAGAGGUUCUUCAUAUGAGGUUAGUUCUAAAGACAAUAAAAUUGGUAUAAUCAAAUGGUGUGACAAUAAAAUUGUUUACCUUGGUUCUAAUUAUGUUACGUCAGGAACACCAGACAUAGUUAAACGUUUUGAUAAAAAAGAAAAAAGAUAUAUUGAAAUGAGUAGACCUGAAAUAGUUAGACAUAACAACUCCAUGGGAGAUGUAGACCUUCAUCAUCAACUUAUAAGUUACCUAUUACAGAGUUUUUAUUAA
Diuraphis noxia (Russian wheat aphid) is the source of this 447-nucleotide messenger RNA. RefSeq lists its product as uncharacterized. The record is from RefSeq and is a predicted model, not a curated record. NCBI's taxonomy places the organism in Eukaryota, Metazoa, Arthropoda, Insecta, Hemiptera, Aphididae.